AUCGCAAGCAGUGGGUUUGCCAAGGACGUGCCCCUGCGCAGCUCCGGGUGCGUGGGGAGAAGACGUCAGCUCGUGGCGAGCGGAGGAGAGAUGGAAGAGCAGAGCCCAACUUCGGGAAAAGAUGAAGCGCACCCAGCGAGACCCCGUUCCAGCCCUCUCCUCCCGAAGCAGCCCAAGUGGCUCUCAGGUGGGGGAUCCUACGCUUCCCCUUCUUCGAAACUUGUCUCCCCUGGGGGUCCCUGUUCGCAGGAGAGCGGGGGGCUCCCGCCGAGCCCUUUCCCCACCCCUGGGCCGGAUCCCGUAGGAGCGGCGGCGCCCGCAGCCCGUGGCCGUGCCGCGGCGGUGGCGCUGUCCAUGGUGCUGGGUCCGCCCGAGCGCCGCGGGCACCGGCGGAGCCCCGAGGGGACGGCGGGGGGCAGGAUCUGGGCAACGCGGAUGGGGCUGCGGGAGGUCGCGGGGAUACGUGGCUGUGACCACGGAAGCGGCGUCGGGUAAAAGUGCCACAGCCAACUCCGCCCGUGUCCCGGAGGUUCGGGCAGCCCCCCCGGCUCGUGCUACCUCCCAGAGAGAGGGAGGCAAAGGAAACCAUUUUGCAUCCACAUCAUUUGUACUGCUCUAGUGGUAAUUAAAAAUAAAUAACUAAGGUGCACUUAAAGAGGUAUAGAACUUGAAGAUUUCCCGUCCAGGCUUCGUCCCAGGAUCAAAUUAAAUCCCUUGACUAAAUUAGCGACAGAGCUCACUGGGAGCGAAGAUAAAAGUUACAACGUGCGAGAAGGACACCGAGAGCCGCUGGCCGAAGCUCUCUGCUGAGUGUCGCACACCGAUGGCACUGCCACGCUCCGUGCCGCACCCCGCGGAGGUGCGGGACACGGCCCGCCAGCGGGGAGGGGAGGCUAUUUCCACUCCCGUCCGUGGCAGAGGGCUCUUCACGUAGGGUGCUUUACAAAAAUAAAUAAAUAAAUAAACAAAUAAAUAAAAGAAAAAGGGAAUAAAAAGCAAGCAAGCAAACAAACAAACAAAAAACAAAACGAGAAAGCGCGCAAACAACCAAUAAACAACAACAACAACAACAACAACAACAAUGAACAAAAAACAAUAAUUCAGUACUUGGCGAGUUACGAUUAAAAAGAGAGGGCGUAAAAGGCUCUCGGGAGCGGGGAAAUGAGCGUUUGGGUUAUUCAUCUGAUUGUGUCCGAGAUGGCAGCUUUAAAGAGGGAGUUUGAAGGCAGAGCUCUGGAGACAGCUCUUUGCCAGGCAUUAGGGGAUUAGGUGGGGCUUGAGCAAAGGGAAAUGGGAACCACAAAAGAGGACGGCCCGGGCGUUCCUGGCUAGGGGGUCAGUUCUCCCCGUGCCGCACUUCGCGAGCAAUACCCGCUAUUGUCUGCGCCGGGACAAACCCGCCCGCAGACCAGACCUCGGGUGCGUCCCUGUGUGCUGAGCCCCGCGGAGGGGUGCGGGGCAGAGUCCAGGUAGACCGCUUCGGCCGUGGGCCCGGCGGAUCGCGACUCUCUGUAUGGGGCUGGGCGACCCGCGGUCCCACGUGGGCGCUGCGAGAGGCGGAGCGGGAUAUAGUGAGACAGCACCCCGCAGGGCAGCGCGGCGGCGGAGCGAUGCUCUCCCCGGCACUGAUCUCAUUCCCCACUCGUGUUUCAGGCCGGGAGAGGCUUUCGGGGUUAUGUUCACGGAAAAUCUCGAGGCCUCGUGGUAUAGCCAACGUUGCUUGCCCUGAGGGUCGGGACGCGGAGCCUCCUCGUGCCGGACACGGGGUGGGCAAAGAGGGCUGCUGAGAGGCGGACCUCCCCAACGUGCUUCCCCGUCAGGGGUCACAGCGUGGAGAGCAGAGAAGUGCCUCGGUUUAUGAGCAAAGUUAAACUGGGGCGGCACGUCUCCGAGGAUUCACAGCUCACCUACACGUCUGAGAGGUCCUCAGGAAGUGUGAAUGAAUGCAUUUCUGAAUACAGAUCUUUAUUUUUAUUUUUUUUUAUUUUUUAAUUUUUUUAUUUUUAAUAAUCUCAGAACAAUUUCCCAGCACUUCCAGCACGCACGCAGGGUGCCGCCGGGGGGGAGGGCUCAACCGCUGCCCGCUUCCCAUCAGAGAAGCCCUUCCUCCCCCAUCUGCACCAGGAGAGAAGUUCGCAGGGUGCGCGCCACAGCUGCGGGAUCCACAGCAAAUGCUGCGGUACGGCAAUGGCUCUCUUCAUGCUUGUAUGCCCGUCUGUGCCUGACACCCACAUCUUCACACGGGGCCAGGAGGGAGAGAGCUCAUGAGGACGAAUAAAGGUGCUUGGAACGAGUGGAACUGCACCCAUCGGCCAGUGCGGGCUCGGAGAUCAUCUGCGUCUUCCCAUUUGGCCACUUUUUGUUUUUGCCACCAUUGAAAUGACAGUACUUAGGACGGCGAAAUGCGGAGAUGCAGUAAAGCUGCUUGUCUGAAUCCACUUUGAAGUAAUAAUGCUGUUGGUCUGAAAUCCAGAUCUGCCCGCUAAUCUCUGGUUUUGCCUUCAAACGGAAUUCAGAUACAAAGAGCUUGGAAAGAUUUUGCGUCUAUUCAAGAGGCACAAAAUCUUUAAUUUUCUGAGGAGCAAAAACUCCCCAAGAAACUUCAUAUAGCUCCUUGGGUUUUGCUUAGCAUACGUGAUAAAACAUUGAUUGUCGCAGUCUGGUGACCCAUGAAAUUUGGGGGUUAGUUUUCUCUUCAGACCAGAGCAUAUAAUUAUGCAAAUAAAGAGCUGUCACCGAUCUAGUGAAAUACUCACAAACACACGCAAUCCGAAAUGGAACAGAAAUGUGAAAAUUUGCGGCAUUACGAUGGUGCAAUGAUAAAUGACAU
Molecule: messenger RNA, 2830 nt
Organism: Gallus gallus (chicken)
Lineage: Eukaryota; Metazoa; Chordata; Aves; Galliformes; Phasianidae
Exons: 2
Coding region: 91-495 (134 amino acids)
Source: RefSeq, a predicted model, not a curated record